AUGAUUUCUUUCAUAUUACUCUUACUGGUGAUCAGUCUACAGGCGUCCUAUGGUGACACGUGUGAAGAAAGACUUAGUAAACUCGAGAGAAUUCUAGAGAAGCUCGAACAGAGAAGCAAAUCUCAGUUUGCUGAACACGGUAUAGAGUAUGGAGUGUUUGGCGAAACAAGUCUGAAAAACAAAAGGCAACGAUUGGAGAACAAAGGACUGAGGAGGGAGAAAAUGAUGCAGAAAAGGAUGAAUGACAUGGAAAUGUUCCUAGAAAUAAGACUAAAAACCUUUGAGGAUAAGAUGGUUUCAGAUCUUCAGAAAGUGGAGGAGAAUUUGCAAGAAAAGUUGAGGAACAUGGAAGAGAAACUGAAGGAUUUUAAUAACCAGAAAAUCAUGAUAAAAGUUUUGGAAGCUAGGAUAGCCGAAUUAGAGGUGGAAAAUAAGAAACAUCAGUCCUUUGAUGAGGGCUUAAAGAGGAAAAAUGAAUCGGUCUUAGGAAAUACUGGAAAUGGAACGUCGAUUAUACAAUGGAGGAAGAUUAGACAAAGAAAAUCACUGACUUCAGCGCAAAAACGUUUAUUGACAGGAAUUCAGCCAACAAGUUCUCCUUUUCCUGAUGUGGUGGCAUUUUCGUCAUAUGUUUCUACGCAUGAAACCCACCUUACAGAAGACCACACGAUAAAGUUCGACAAAAUUGUUACCAACAUUGGUAACCACUAUAAUCCACACUCUGGAUUGUUCACGGCUCCACAACAUGGUGUAUAUGUGUUUUCAUGGAACCUCUACUGCGCUACGGAUGGAUACAUCUUUUCUCAGCUAGUAGUCAAUUCUAAUGUCGUAGGAGCAGUGUUCACAUCGGCUCAAGGAGCUGGAAAUAUUCGAGCCUCAACUUGGAUAGUAGUGGUGGAAGUAAACAAAGACGAUGUUGUUUACAUCCGUACUCAUCCAACUCAAGGACAUUCCGGGAGUCUAUACAGUCACCCUGAUUGGCGAUCGUCUUUCAACGGUUGGAAGCUUAAUUAA
Saccostrea echinata is the source of this 1014-nucleotide messenger RNA. RefSeq lists its product as uncharacterized. Gene Ontology annotation, molecular function: protein binding. NCBI's taxonomy places the organism in Eukaryota, Metazoa, Mollusca, Bivalvia, Ostreida, Ostreidae. The record is from RefSeq and is a predicted model, not a curated record. The coding region runs from base 1 to 1014 and encodes 337 amino acids. The transcript is spliced from 3 exons.